UUUCCCAUCCCGCCCUGCGAGCAAGAACCCCACGAUCAAGCCCAUCGAUCACCCGUCGAACCACUAAUUCCAGUUAAACAUGGGCAACUGCCUCAACAGACCGCGUGGCCGAGGCGCCGCCCCCGCCGCGCAUUACGCCAUGAAGGGCGCGGUGGAGGAGGAAGAGGUCGAAAAAUCGCCUGCGCCGGUGAAGGAGGUGAAGAUCAGGAUCACCAAGAAGCAGCUGGAGGACCUUCUGCGGCGGCUCGAGCAGGAGGACGGUGGCAAAGGCGGCGCCGCCGUCGUCUCCGAGCUCCUCUGCAUGACGAGCAGCUGCAACUUCCGGCACAGAGGCCAGGCCGGGCAGUGGGCGCCUGCGCUGCAGACCAUACCGGAGUGAAAACCUAUCCAUGGUACACUUACCCUGCUGCUAUGUGCUAGCUAUACAGUAGUAGUAUUUGUGCAGUCGCCAUGCUAUUGUCGGGUCUGUUUUGGAACGCGGAAAAUCUUUAGAAUUUUCGUACAGAUUGCACUCCAGAUAGGUCCGAGGAUAGCUGAGCUUGAGAUAACCUAUGUAACUGAAGCAAAUAAACCCGAUGUUCAUUUUGAUUAGUAGUAAGGUGAGAUGUAGACAUAGGCAUAAUGUACAGUGGAUGUAAAUGUACGAUUGGUAGCUGGGAAGCCUCUCUAGGAUGGCUCCUUCCAUUGCUUAUGUUUGGUUUUGCACACUGAACUUGUACAUACACCACACCGUGUAUUGGGUAUUAUUGGCCUUCUAGCAGUACUGGUUAAUUCAGAUCUUAAUUUAGCA
Molecule: messenger RNA, 790 nt
Organism: Lolium perenne
Lineage: Eukaryota; Viridiplantae; Streptophyta; Magnoliopsida; Poales; Poaceae
Source: RefSeq, a predicted model, not a curated record